AUGGACUCACCAGGUGCCGCUGCGUCCGCCGACAAUAUCCGCAGCCGCCUGUGCCACAACCAUGCUGUUUUCUGCGCCUAUCUGGCCCAGGCAGCCAUCGCCAACGAGUUUCGCAAAGGUCUCCAUGAUGCCCGAUACUCCUCCAAGCUCUCGACCCACCAGCCGCUGCCUUACCUGGCGAUCAAUCCCUCGACCCAGGGCCCUGCUCUGCUGCCGCCCAUCAUCCGGUCCAUGUACUGGCGAUUCAUACGCGGCAUGCCCAUGUUCUCCCAACGCGGAGAGGAGUAUCUGGAGCAGCUGGAUCUGUUUGUCGGCACGCACUUGCUGCCGCUCGGUAUUCAGUGGAUGGUCGCAACAAAGUUCGAUAUGCUAGCAUUCUUGCAGCACUACCUGGCCCUGUUCGGCCAUCUCAAAUCCCAGAGCUGGACACGAUGCCAGCUCCCCAAGAGCGAGAUUGUCCCGAUCGCAGGCAUCUUUGCCGAGUAUGACUACAAGCUCGAGCGGUUCUUCAUUGAGCAGCGAGUUCUUCGCCCGCACCAGACUGGCUUCCGAGUGGCGCCCCAGCUUGAUUAUCACAACGACAGCGAUACCGAUGAUGAAGAGGAUGAUCAAGAAGAUGAUGAUGAAGCCGAAGCCUUACCUUGCGAACCGAUGCAUCCGACUCGAGAUAGCGACAAGUUUGUGCCGAACGACGAGACAAACAGCGUCCGGUGCAAUUAUGACAACGAGAAAGCCGAUCCGUCCACCUCAGGCUCUGCUGCCCCAGACGAAGACAGCGAAAUCCAUGGCAACCACCUACUCACUUUAUCGAUCCCAAGCACACAAGCGACCGAAGAGCCUCGCGCUCUCGGAAACAAACUGCUCGUGAACUUGUCGGCCCAAAGCAUCGAGGUAUUCGAGCGCGAGCUAAGCAAAGCAGAUGAGCGCUCAAAGGACGAUCCCAGCGCCGUCGACGAUGAGGGGCCCACAGCCCAGUCCGCCAAUGCAGACCAGCCCAAGACCCGUACCAAGCGCCGAAGGGACACUGUACAAUUGAGCCCAGAGGCCUUGGCGGAGAUCCACCGGGACCGCCGCGCUAAGGUAACCGAGUUUGUCCAAGUCUGGGAUGAGUUCUUCGGAGCGACGGCUGUGUGCUGCCUUGCACUUCGGAAGGAUUCGGCCGAAUGGCGAGAUGGUGCCGGGAAAGGGGCCUCCAAGAGCUAUGGCGACGCACUCUUUGAAAAAUUCGAGACGGCCGAAACCAUCGAGGAUCUUGACGAGAUAUACAAGACAUGGGUAGACUGCGCCGUCAAGGCCUUUGCUCACACCCUGGACAAUAUGCUGGAUAAUGGCGACUGGCGGCGGAUGAUCACCACCAUCUUUGAGAAGAUGCCGUGGUCAUUCGUGCUGACUUCCCUCAAGCUAUUCAAUCCGAUCCCGUUUGUCGAGCGGAUCCUGCGCUUCUUUCUGUGGCGUCCAGCCGGUUUCUAUUCGCUGUUCAUGAAGUUUGGUGCGAUCGUGUGCGCCCUCGAGAGAACAAAUGUGCUGAUUCGAAAGGUCAAGCGAGAGCUCCAGAUGACCGUGCCCGAUCACCACAAGCGGCUGGUGUCGAUCGAAAAGGUUGCCCAGGCAGCCCACAAAGCGAGCAUCGUGUCCUUUGAGGGCGCCGAUGUCUUGAUUCAACUCCUCCGCAAGCAGUAUGAGGACGACAGCAAGUCAACGACGACCUUCCAGGCAGUGCGGAACUGGCUAUUUGGCGCGCCCGCCGACGAACCCAAGGAUGGCUUGCACCUCAAAGUCAACGGCAGCGAGGUCUCCCUCAAACCCUCGACCAACAUCUCCAAUAUUUCGGUCGCGUCCUUCCACACCUCCGCUUCCGCAAGCAAGCCCGGCAUUGAAGUGCCUGAGUUGGAUGUCGUGUAUUGCCGAUUGCUCAUCCGCAAGCUGGAGAAAGAGUCCUUCGUCAGAGCUCUCGGCAGUGCAGAAGUUACCAAGUUUAUCAUCCACUUUUCGCACAUCAUUCCCCCUAUUCUGUCGGAACUGUAUGAGGCAAGGAUUGCUCAGCAUUGCUGCAAUUUCCACGACCUGUUUGCCGAGUUUAUUGCCGUGAUGGGCAAAAUCUUGGAUGCGCUCAAGAGGUACGACAGCGAUCCCAGCAGCUCUGACAGUCCCAGCGAACCGUACAAUCAGGCAGGCCCGGAUGGUCCUGAAGUCGCUGCCGACGGAGACGAGGAAUCAAGCAACGCAAGCAAGACACGAAUUGCCGAUCCAACCAAAGCCCCGAUUUAUCAGCAGUGCAUCGGGGAUAUCAAGAUCGCCGCGCGACUGUUUGUCGAUUCGAUCUUUGGUGUCUUGAAGAACCUGGCGAAGCGCCCCGCGACCGACCUCGGACAAAUCCGCAUCUUCGUCGCCUGGCUCAUCCAGCAGUGGGCCGGCGAUGCUCAGGAAGACCUUGGUGGAAACACCAACGUGUUUGAGCUGAUGAAUGCGCGCAGCACGAACGAAAUUAUAGAGUUUUUCGACCACAACGAGCAGCAAGUGAUCAGCCAGCAGCUUGACAAGAUCAUCGAGUUGAUGAGCCGCGGGGCCGAGUUCCAGCCCUGGGCUGGGAGUAAUGCCGUGCCAACCUCAGCCAAAUGCAGCCCGAGCCCCGAUAGCGCCAAGGCAGAGGAGAUUGACGAGCAAACUCGGAUCCUGUUUGAUAUUGCCCUCGGCCAGUUUUACGAGCGCUGCUGUAAGGAGGUGUCCGGGUGGGAUGCGAUCCACUAUGGAUACGACGAAAACGACGCUCCGGAGGAGGAAGAUACUGUGACACUCGAAGCCCCGUCACUCGCCAAGCUGCUGAUACGCAAGAAGAGCAUGACAACAUCGUCGUAUGCAUCGUCUCUGGCAAGCACCAGCAAAGGCGACUCUCGCGCUCGGCCAAAGAAGCCCAUCAGCUUGCGGAGUCUGAAGAGCGAACGGCUCGGCAAGCUCGGAGACAAGCAGCAUGCGCCCGAACCGGCGGAGACCGAGCCGACGGAUGCUGCAGAGCCAAAGCCAGAGAAGCCCAGCACAUGGGGUUGGUGGUAG
Messenger RNA from Polychytrium aggregatum, 3051 nucleotides. RefSeq lists its product as uncharacterized. The record is from RefSeq and is a predicted model, not a curated record. The coding region runs from base 1 to 3051 and encodes 1016 amino acids. Lineage: Eukaryota; Fungi; Chytridiomycota; Chytridiomycetes; Polychytriales. The transcript has 6 exons.